Molecule: messenger RNA, 2058 nt
Organism: Sander lucioperca (pikeperch)
Lineage: Eukaryota; Metazoa; Chordata; Actinopteri; Perciformes; Percidae
Product: synaptonemal complex protein 1-like
Exons: 1
Coding region: 1-2058 (685 amino acids)
Source: RefSeq, a predicted model, not a curated record
AUGGAUAUCUUAGAAACACACAUUGGGAAAAUCAAGGCAGAAUUUCAGAAGCUCGAUAGCGACAAACUGUUUUAUAAAAACAGCAGUGAGCAACUCUUGAAGAAUAGCUCUCAAUUACACAUCACCAAUGACAAAGAUUCGUUGGUUUGGAGGAGCCAUCAAGUUCUAAAACUAGAGAUUGAAACCCUAAAGAGAACCAUUGAGGAAGAACAAAACAAGAAUGCUCUCCUCCAGGAUGAACUUAAGAAGAAUGCUCUCCUCCAGGUAGAAAAACAGGAUCUCAAAGAGAACUUGCAGUUGAAAAACAUAAUGGAGGAAGACAUCAAAAACAACAAUGCAAAACUCGUUAUUGAAAGCAGUCAAGCUCUCCGAGAAGAGAUCGAAAAAAUGACGAAAAUAAUUAAUGAAAGUAAGGAUGAAAGUAACAGGAAUGCUGUCCUGGCAGAAAAAGAGGUCGUGAAAGAGCAUGUCCAGGUGAUAAAUGGUCCCAUGAAAGCUCUCCGAGAAGAGAAUGAACGCUUAAAGAAAAUAAUUGAGGAUGAGCGUAAGAACAACGCUGUCAUCCAGGCACAGACAGAGGGUGUAAAAGGGCACUCCCAGGUGAAAAACGAUGUCAUGGAAAGCAGUCAAUCCCUCCGAGAUGAGAAUGAAAGCUUGAAGAAAACAAUUGAGGAUGAACGAAACAAGAAUGCUCUCCUCCGGUUAGAAAACGACGACAUGAAUGUAAACUAUGGUAAUCUUCAGCGAGCACUGGGUUACCUCAGGUUUGAAUACAGCUAUCUCCAGGAAAAAAACAAAGACCAGCCAGAAAACAAGGACGCUCUCCUGGUAGGAAGCGAGGUCAUGGACCACAUCAACCUUGAGGUGGAACUCGGCCACCUUCUGUGUGAUAAUAAGCAGCUUACAGUAGAAAACGAGGAUCUCAAGGUACAACUCUAUGAUAUGGAGUUAAACUGCAAGAACUCGGUGCAUGAAUGCCAUCUCCUCCGGUCCCAAAACGGGUAUCUCCAGGCAACAAUCGAGAAACUCCAGGAAGACAUACUCCAGAGCACCAACAAGGCCCAACAGUCAAAAAUCAAGAAACUUGGGGCAACAAAUAAAGACAUCCAGGAAGACAGGGACAUGCUCCAAGGAGACAACAAUACCCUACAGGCAAACAUUAAGGAACUGGAGGCAACAAUCAAAGACAUCCAGGAAGACAGGGACAUGCUCCAAAGAGACAACAACACCCUACAGGCAAACAUUAAGCAACUGGAGGCAACAAAGACAUCUAUGAAGAAAAGGCCAUACUCCAAAAAAAUCAACAAUGACCUAGAGGCCAAAAUCAUGGAAGCAAACAUGGAACCCCAAGAAAAUGAUGGACUCCUGAUGAAUGACAACCUACUCCAGGGAAACGUAAAAGCAAAAAUCAAAGCCUUCGAACAGAAGGGUAGAGAAAGGGUAAAAGACCUUCCCAGGCAGGCAGAGGUCUGUUAUGGAGAAAUCAAACAGAAAAAGACUUUAGCUUGGAAGACAUGUAAGAGUAUCUUAAAGCAUGGAUUUAAAAAGAACUCCAAAAGCAAAGACACUUCCCAAAGUAAUGGCAAUGACUUGAAGCAGUGGGAGUCCGUUGAUGAGCUAAAUGUUAAAAUCAUCACCCAUAGCUCCAAAAAGAUCUCCAAAAACAACGGCGAUCCCCAAAGUAAUGACAUUGAACAUGAACAGUCAGGUGAUGAGAUAAAUGGUAAAAUGAUCACCCAUAGAUCCAAAAAGAUCUCCAAAAACAAAGGCAAUCCCCAAAGUAAUGACAUCGAACAUGAACACGAACACUCAGGUGAUGAGUUAAAUGGUAUAAUUAGCACCCAUGGAUCCAAAACGAACUCCGAAAGCAAAGGCGAGACUCACAGUGAUGGCAUCAACAUGAAGCAGGGGAAGUCAGGUGAUAAGUUGUCGACUACCUGUGACAAUGAACAUCAACCAGAUUGUUCUGGUUCGGGUUUGAAGGCCAAAUGCAAACAUCUUUCUGGCGUGCUGCCAGAAAAAAACAGACUUCGACACAACACCGGCACAUCAUUUUAA